This is a messenger RNA of Austrofundulus limnaeus, 1439 nucleotides long. RefSeq names its product calcium channel, voltage-dependent, gamma subunit 7b (gene cacng7b). NCBI's taxonomy places the organism in Eukaryota, Metazoa, Chordata, Actinopteri, Cyprinodontiformes, Rivulidae. The record is from RefSeq and is a predicted model, not a curated record. The transcript has 6 exons. The coding region runs from base 95 to 1120 and encodes 341 amino acids. Gene Ontology annotation, cellular component: AMPA glutamate receptor complex; postsynaptic density membrane. Gene Ontology annotation, biological process: regulation of AMPA receptor activity; postsynaptic neurotransmitter receptor diffusion trapping; calcium ion transport. Gene Ontology annotation, molecular function: channel regulator activity; voltage-gated calcium channel activity.
CUCUCUCUCUCUCUCUCUCUCUCUCUCUCUCUCUCUCUCUCUCUCUCAUGGUGUGAGGUUUUCCUGGCUCCUGACUCACGACUCUGGUGGCACCAUGAGUUCGUGCAGCAGCCGCGCUCUGACCAUCCUGUCCACGGUGUUCGGAGCCUGUGGGCUGCUGCUGGUGGGGGUGGCCGUGUCCACUGACUACUGGCUCAUCAUGGUGGAAGGAAUCAUCCUGCAGCAAAACCAGAGCAUGGAGGUGAAGAUGGCUCUGCACUCUGGCCUGUGGAGGGUGUGCUUUGUGGCAGGAUCAGAGAACGGGCGAUGUGUUGCAUCGGAGUACUUUACCGAACCUGAAAUAGAGAUCACCACCGAAAACACAGCGAACAUCCUGAAGAUGGUGCGCACGGCCACACCUUUCCCAAUGGUGUCCCUGCUCUUCGUCUUCACCGCCUUCGUCAUCAGCAACAUCGGACACAUCCGGCCUCAGCACACCAUCCUGGCCUUCGUGUCUGGCAUCUUCUUCAUCCUCUCAGGCCUCAGCCUGGUGGUGGGUCUGGUCCUCUACAUCUCCAGUAUUAAUGACGAGGUGAUGAAUCGGCCCAGGGAGCCCGAGCAGUUCUUCAAUUACCACUACGGCUGGUCCUUCGCCUUUGCUGCCUCGUCCUUCUUACUCAAAGAGGGAGCUGGUGUGCUGUCCGUCUAUCUGUUCAUGAAAAGAUACGCAGAAGAGGAGAUGUACCGCCCCCACCCCACCAUCUACCGCCCCCGCCUGUCCGAGGGUAGCGACUACAGUGGCCAGUACCUGCACCCAGAAUCCUCCUGGCCCCCACCGAAGCGAGGCCGCAGCACCUCGGAGCUCUCCAGCGACAUCUCCAUUCAGCUCAACCAGACGCCGCCGGCGCCUCCAAAGACCACCCUCCAAGUGGGCGGGCAUAUCAGUCCCCCCUCUGCUUCCUCCUCGGCAGGCAGCUACCAGAUGCCCCCACAGGCUGCCGGAUACCCCUCCACGCACACCCUGCCCAGGUCGCACCCCUCACACCCUCAGGGUCAAGCUCUUCCCAUGACCAUGCCGCCACCCCCCGUGUCUCCCCCUCACUAUCACACCCACGUGCACAUGAGCGCCUCCCCCUGUUAGGAGGAGGGAGCGUCCAGAGGAGACUCAUCUGUACUGCACAUUUUAAAUGUAGAUGGGAGGAAAACCUGAGCUUUGAUCACACAUCCUUUCAGAUGAUCACAAGACAAAAAAAGGUGAUUUGGGGAUCAAAUCCAAGAACAGCAGCCAUUAAGGAAACAGAUUUUAUAAAUAAAAAAAAAACUGAAGACUUUAAAAAACUGCAUUGGACCAAGAGACCUGAACAAGCAGAAGCAAGAAAAUAAAGUAAACAAGAAUGUAAAUGAGGAGGGAAAGUGUUCCCUGGAAAUACAUUACAGGUUUGGUUUAGUGACAGAGGAGA